Messenger RNA from Puccinia graminis f. sp. tritici CRL 75-36-700-3, 755 nucleotides. RefSeq lists its product as uncharacterized. The transcript has 4 exons. The record is from RefSeq and is a predicted model, not a curated record. Gene Ontology annotation, molecular function: hydrolase activity. NCBI's taxonomy places the organism in Eukaryota, Fungi, Basidiomycota, Pucciniomycetes, Pucciniales, Pucciniaceae. The coding region runs from base 1 to 717 and encodes 238 amino acids.
AUGGUUUUCUUCAGCUUCAAGAAAGUUAUUCUGCUUGCCAGUCUGGCCGCUACAAACGUUCGCGACGGGAUCGCGGAGAAUGUUUGUAGAUCAACGAGCAAAUGUCCUUCUUAUUACAUGAUUGGUGCUCGAGGUACUGGGGAGGGACCUAAUGGGUCACUAGCCUAUACGACACUCUACCAGAAGGUCUUGUCCGCUGUGCCUGGAGGCGCAAAAGAAGAACUCGACUACUCGACCAUCGUCGAAUACUCGACCACUGUUAAACAAGGAGCCCAAACGGAAGCGAGAUUUAUAAUCGAAACGCUGGCCAAGUGUCCGCAAACCCUCUUCGUUUUACUUGGUUAUUCAAAAGGAGCUAUGGUUCAAACACAAGCUCUCAACAUGAAGGAAAUCCCUCGAAAUAGAAUUGCAGCCGUCGUUUUGUUUGGAAACCCAUACUUCAGAGCUGGAUUGCCUCAGAAUAAAUGCGGCGGAAACACGGGGAUGGGAAAUGUAUCACGAUCGGGCGUGAGAAUGCCAUCAGAGCUGAGCGACCGAGUCUACGAUUGUUGUGCGCCCCGGGACAAAGUGUGUCAGAGCAUUGCGCAUGGAAGCAACCAACCCCAUGGUUCAUAUCCUGGCCGGCACGAAGACAAUGCAACCCAAUUCGUGAUCCAGAAGUUGAGGGCACGACUCUUCCGGCCGGCUGUUGUCGCUAAUCAUCCUCAACAUCCAUAGAAGACAAUCUCCCUCAAUCGAAAUCUCCUUUCUACUCG